Messenger RNA from Hymenoscyphus albidus, 2155 nucleotides. The record is from the annotation of a GenBank genome assembly. Lineage: Eukaryota; Fungi; Ascomycota; Leotiomycetes; Helotiales; Helotiaceae.
GCCUUUAUCGGAGGCGGGGUGUUCCAUUGGAAAUGAACAUCUCCGGGCCUGGGAGAAAGGAUGAAAAAAUACUCACGAGCGAGAUAAGUAGCGAUGGCGACAUCUUUCUUAACUUCUUUUCUUUACUUCUAGAUGGUUUCUUUAUGUUUUCUGAUUUACUGCUUACUCUCUGAUUUCUUUGCCACGACCUUGUGAGGCUUCUCUUUUGCCUUCAGUCAUUCAACAAGCAUAACGCACUACCACGCGCAACAUAUCCACCACUCUGAGCACGCCGACUUCUCUCCAUCGUAUUCACCAUGGAGCCCGUAUCCCUCCUUACCUCAAUUGACUGCACAUCUCAUGUGCAUCUCAUCAUCGGCUCCAAUCCCCUGGCAUCAGCAAGAUGUGCCAAAUCCCUCGAAGUGGGCGCGAAGCCCCUACUACUCGCCCCCGAGUCUGCGGUACUCCAUUAUGCCUUGCAGAACAGGAUAGACAGCGGACAAGUUACCUGGGUAAAGAAGUCGUUUGAGGAUGAGGAUGUACUCCGGCUUGGGAGGGAAGAGAUUGGUGGGGUGGUUGAUGCUGUGUUUGUUACCUCAGGGUCUCGGGAUCCAUUGAGUAUGUUAAAACACCCCUUUGGGAAUUACCCAGAAAUCUGAAGUUGACAUUCUUCGAAGGUGCUCAUAUCUCGAAGCUCUGCAAGAGAAAUCGAAUUCCGGUCAAUGUGUCGGACGCUCCGUCACUCUGCACUUUUAGUCUCCUUUCCACCUACACAGACGGCCCUCUGCAGAUAGGAGUCACGACGAAUGGUCGAGGAUGCAAGCUCUCUUCCAGGAUACGGAGAGAGAUUGCUUCGUCACUACCUCCAUAUCUGGGCGCAGCUUGUUCCCGGCUGGGAAUGAUUCGAAGAAAGAUACAAGAGGAGGACCACCUCUGCCAUACUGCCGCCCCCGUCGAGCUCGAUGAAGAGGAAUCAGUGGAUCAGUCGUCAAGCUUCAACAAACUGAUUACUGAAGCUGAUUUUGACGCUGCGAAAAAUAGAAGAAUACGAUGGCUUUCCCAGAUUUGCGAAUACUGGCCACUUCGUCGACUGGCAAAUAUAACGGAUGCGGACGCAAACACAGCUCUCGAAUCCUAUUCUGCACAUUCUGUAUCAUCGCCACCUUCACUUGACCAUACGCGAAGUUCUUCAACGUCCACCCAAAGGAAAGGACGCAUAAUUUUGGCUGGAAGCGGUCCAGGUCACCCAGACCUCCUUACUCGUGCGACUCACAAAGCCAUUCUAUCUGCAGACUUGAUUUUGGCGGACAAACUCGUCCCAUCCGGAGUUCUUGAUCUUAUACCACGUAGGACACCUGUUCAUAUCGCUCGUAAGUUCCCGGGUAAUGCGGAGCAAGCACAAGAAGAGUUAUUGUCAAUGGCUCUUGCGGGUGUCAAGACAGGAAAAACAGUACUUCGACUUAAACAAGGUGAUCCGUAUAUAUAUGGUCGGGGAGGGGAAGAAUACGAGUUCUUCCGUAAAGAGGGAUACGAGAAGGACAUUUGUGUACUUCCGGGUAUAACAAGUGCCCUUAGUGCCCCAAUGUUUGCAAUAAUUCCAGCGACUCAGAGGGCAGUCAGCGAUCAAGUGUUGAUAUGCACGGGAACAGGAAGAAAAGGAAAGCCUUCCACACCGCCAGAGUUUGUAGAAACUAGGACGGUUGUCUUUUUGAUGGCAUUACAUAGAAUCGGCGCCUUGGUAAAGGAUCUGACCACAUGGGAUUCAGCAGAUGCGAAGAUAUUGCUUCCAUCAGAAGAUGGAGUGGAAGUGGUAGAUCGUAGCAGGAGACUGUGGCCGACUUCUACGCCAUGUGCUGUUAUCGAGCGAGCCAGUUGUCCGGAUCAACGUGUGAUUCGAACCACUUUGGAGUUCGUAACCAGCGCCAUUGAGAGCGAAGGAAGUCGACCUCCUGGAUUGCUAGUUCUUGGGAGAUCAUGUGAAGCAUUAAUCAAGGGCGAUUCCAGUCGAAAAUGGACUGUAGAAGAGGGAUGGGCUGGUUUGAAUUUUGGUGAUUUUCCUGGUGAAGAGGAAGUCUUUUCAACUAGUGAAGCUGUAGAGGAAAAAUCCGUAAAAGUUGGAAACGAAUGAUGACAUAUUGAGCGGGUCACAUUAUAAGAGGGAAUCGGAUUUGAUGCA